Molecule: messenger RNA, 1764 nt
Organism: Oncorhynchus keta (chum salmon)
Lineage: Eukaryota; Metazoa; Chordata; Actinopteri; Salmoniformes; Salmonidae
Exons: 9
Coding region: 816-1655 (279 amino acids)
Source: RefSeq, a predicted model, not a curated record
GGCGAGGCUGGUAUCUGUUUAUGUUGCGCCCGUGCGUGUGUAUGCGCCUAUCAGACUGGUAUGGCAUAUGGCCACACAGAUAGACGGGUUGGUAUGGCUGGUACUUUCCCAGCUAGACUGAAGCCAAACUCCCAUGUAAUUUCCUCCUCUAAAAAAAGGGAGGGGAGGGAGAGAAAGAGGGAGAGGUCCUCUGGUCCAGGAGUCUUAUUCUGUUUUUUUUUUUUUUUGUCCUACGUUUUGUCCUUGCAACAUAAUCAGCUCUUCAACAUUACCAAUAGUUAGUCAGGCAUUAGUGGGGUUCCCCAGUUCUGCCCCUGAACAGGCAGUUAACCUGAAAGGUUGCAAGUUCAAAUCCCCGAGCAGACAAAUCUGUCGUUCUGCCCCUGAACAGGCAGUUAUAACCUGAAAGGUUGCAAGUUCAAAUCCCCGAGCAGACAAAUCUGUCGUUCUGCCCCUGAACAGGCAGUUAUAACCUGAAAGGUUGCAAGUUCAAAUCCCCGAGCAGACAAAUCUGUCGUUCUGCCCCUGAACAACUGUUCCUAUGCCUGUUAUUGAAAAUAAAAACGUAUUCUUAACUGACUUGCCUAGUUAAAUAAAGGUCAAAUAAAUACAAAUUUACACCCCUUGGUCUGAGUGAUGAAAGCACUUGUCUUUAAGUUUGUAGAUCAAUGGAAACGAAUCGGAGAGAGAGUAGAGAAUAGACGCACAAUGAGAUUCCUAUCGAAAGUAAAAGUAAAUGGGUGCGACGCGAACAGACAGACGCACGACAAAACGGCAACAAAGUGCACGGAGUGUUCUAGGACAGCUAUAGCUUAAUGCAUGGAUCAUAUAGUGGAAGCUGUUGCGUUUUAACCGAGGGGAUGGAGACUCUCGAUGCCCGCCAGACAGGUGCCAGGAUGCAGGAUAUGGACAUCAUGGAUCUGCACCCCUCCCUUACACCUGAGGUUGAAGACUUUCUGCCAGAAUUAGACCUGGAUGGCUUUCUGGAACACGAGGAUUUUCCUUUUGACUUCAAUGAUGCUCUGUUUGACCUGGACUUUAAUGUGGACAUACAGACUGGUGAGGUUGCCAUACCGACAGCUGUGGCCGAGCCAGGCGACCAGAAACAGAACAGCGAGACACAGAGAGAGCCUGUGGAUGGACAGAGGAAGAGGAGAGCGACAGAGCCUGUGGAUGGACAGAGGAAGAGGAGAGCGAAGAGGAGAGCGACAGAGCCUGUGGAUGGACAGAGGAAGAGGAGAGCGACAGAGCCUGUGGAUGGACAGAGGAAGAGGAGAGCGACAGAGCCUGUGGAUGGACAGAGGAAGAGGAGAGAGACAGAGCUUGGUAACGGACAGAGGAAGAGAGAGACUCAGACAGACUCUCCCAUCAGAGGUUGUGCUGGCUCUCCUCCCCUCUCGGCCAUGACUCUCUCUUCUCCUCCUCCCAGACUUGUCCAGAUCGCUCCUUCUCUCCUUUACAUUCCUGGGUUUGGGACUGCUACUUUCAUCUCUUCGUGUAGCAAUGGCUCAGAGCUGCAGCUCAUUCAAGCCCCUGUUUUCGGCUUCUCAAGACCUCCCACCUACAUACUGAUGUCUUCUCCCUCGCUGUCUCCUAGAACCCACGACGUCCUACCUCUCUCUCCAGGUGAGACCAACAUCAACACCUCAAUUUGACCCAACUUUAUACUGUGUUGUGACUGAUAUACUCCCAUAUGGCACCCUAUUCCCUAUCUAGUGCACUACUUUAGACCAGAGCCCUAUAGAACCCUAUUCCCUAUCUAGU